Molecule: messenger RNA, 1023 nt
Organism: Rodentolepis nana
Lineage: Eukaryota; Metazoa; Platyhelminthes; Cestoda; Cyclophyllidea; Hymenolepididae
Source: the annotation of a GenBank genome assembly
AUGUUUUCUGACUCCCCAAGUCCGGAGCAAUCCAGGCCACUACCUCAACAAAUUCCAAUUCAGUAUUCAGAGUAUGGACAUCUAACUGUCGAUCCUUCCAAUUCUUCGGCUUCCUCCUCGAUUAUUCCUGGAUGGAACCAAGAGUGGAAUGGUCCACAAACUGAGGGACAAACAUGGACAUCUUUUGGGUCACUGGACACUGUUCAAGCGUCGAGCCAGCUCAACACAAACAAUCCCUCCAGUCAUUCAAAACCGCCUUAUUCCUACAUAUCCCUGAUCACAAUGGCCAUUCAAUACUCUCGCAGUCGUAUGUGCACUCUCUCAGAAAUCUAUGACUUUAUCACCAAUCUCUUUCCUUACUAUCGGCACAAUAAACAACGCUGGCAGAAUUCGAUUCGUCAUUCCUUAUCAUUCAAUGAUUGUUUCGUCAAAGUUGCUCGGGGCCCAGACCGUCCUGGAAAAGGCUCCUUCUGGACCCUCCAUCCAGACUCCGGAAAUAUGUUCGACAAUGGAUGUCAUCUAAGACGACAGAAGAGAUUCAGAGAUCCAGCAAGAGAAGCUGCUCGUAUGGAACGAAAGAAGAAGUCAAAGGGAAGCUCUUCUAACUCUUCUCAGAUUAUAUCCAAAGAGUUGAAGAAUGUGACUGGAUUUGAAGAACCUGAAGUACUCGAUAUGGAACCACGAGAAAGUCAUUGUAUGGGAAGUGCUUUCCCUCAUUUCCAACCUAUGGAAUGGCGAGGUGAGGAGGAUAUGACGACUGGUGGAUGGGGUCAAGAAGGGUGGUGUUUCUGUGAAUCAACUCAUCUCUCCACAUUACCUCCCCAGCCUCAACCGCAGUACCCACAGGCAUCACUACUUUCAAAUACUUCGAGGUCAUCUCUUCCACAAUUAACCUCUUCUCAACCUUGGUGGAACUCAAUGGUGAAUUUUGAUUCGACUUCAGCCAACAAUAGCAGUAUCAAUACCAUUUGCGCUCCACCGUCCACUCCAUUCGCAACUAUUCCUCCAGAAUAUUACUCCUAG